This is a messenger RNA of Ictalurus furcatus (blue catfish), 2349 nucleotides long. RefSeq names its product cyclin-dependent kinase 2 interacting protein (gene cinp). The record is from RefSeq and is a predicted model, not a curated record. Lineage: Eukaryota; Metazoa; Chordata; Actinopteri; Siluriformes; Ictaluridae. Bases 129 to 761 code for a protein of 210 amino acids. The transcript is spliced from 5 exons.
CGUUUAAUCUACUACAGAGAAAUCAUCAGCGAGAAAGACGGACAGCGUGCAUCAUAAACAAGAUGUUUAGAGAUUACUGACUGUUUAAUGGUUUAUUGUGUUGCUCUUAUGACAGAGCUACGUUUGAAAUGGACGAGGCCACAACCCCUGGAAGAAAAAGCAACUUGACUGGAAGUGCCAGAAAACUGAAGGAUAACGCAGCAGACUGGCAUAAUUUAAUCCUGAAAUGGGAUCGUCUGAGUGAUGAAGGAUCCACUGUUGCAACCAAAAUAGUCAACUUCAGACUGAGCAAAGAGUCUUUGAAGGACCCUGAGGUCAUGAUGGAGGGCGAAAAUUUGUCUGCAGCUCCUGCAGAAAGAAGUGCAUAUCAAAGCAACCCAGAGCUAGAGGAGGAAUGCAUCAAACUACAGAAUGUUGUAGACAAAAUGGCCCACAUUCUGUCUAAAAUGGAGAAAAUGGUGUCUGCUGAGAAGGGGAUAUGUGAACUGGAGACAUUUCAGUAUGGAGAGAAAGGAAGACCAACGCCACUUUUUCAGACUUGGUCCACACGGCAGUUUGCUGAAGUAUCUUCUGGUCUUUAUGAGGCUUACAAGCAGGAGCUGGCCCUUAAGAGAACUAUAUUACGGGAAGUGGCCCACACAACUAACCCAGAUCUCUGCAUGGUGUAUCUGACCUGCUGGCUCUAUCAACCCUACAUCCAGGAUAACACCAAACUUCUCCUAGAGAGCUUACUGAUGGAGACAGGCUUCAGAGCUGUCUAAUUUAUUUAUUUAUUAGAAGUUUUUUCAAAUUUAACGGAACAUGAGGAAGUGUAUGCUAUAGAAUAAGCUUCAAAUUUGGUAACAGUACAGUGGUUUAUGAUGCAAUAAUAAAAUGAUAUCCACAAUUUAUACAGUUUCUUGGUUAUGGUAUAGCAAAAUGUGGUUUUAGAAACUUCACAUUGAUGUCAAGUUAAAAGGCAGGGCAAUUAAUUCAGAGAUUCGGGGAAAAAAUCGACGCUUUAUCACCUGCAGAACUAAACAUCAAGGUAUUAUUUCAUUAAAUUGAAGCAACAUUGAAUGGGAUUUUUUUUUUUUUUUUGCUCUCCCUGACAAAAAACCUGUAUGUAAUACGUACGGUGUAUGUAUGUAUUAUAUCAUGUCUAUGAAGACAUUUGGGUUUGAGAUCAAAACAUGAAUGAGAAGAUGGAUCAGAAUUUAGACUUCCUGAUAUUUACAUCUGUUAAACAACUUAGGACAUGGCAGCUUUGGUGGCAGACCACCCAAUUUUUAGGUGAACAAAAGAAUUCGAACAGAUUUGCUUUUAUAUCAGUUCCUUGCAAUAAUUGCAUCAAGCUAGCAACCCACUGACAUCACUAAACUGUUUCAUUCUUCUUUUAUGAUGCUUUUCCACACUUUUACUGCAGCUUCUUUCAGUUUUUCCUUGUUUUGGGUGUUUCUCCCUUUGGUCUCGUCUUCAGGAGGUGAAAUGCAUGCUCAAUUGGGUUAAGGUCUGAAGAUUGACUUGGCCAGUCUAAAACCUUCCACUUUUCCCCCUGCUGAAGUUCUUGGUUGAGUUGGCAGUAUAUUUUGUGUCAUUGUCUUGCUGCAUGGUAAAGUUCCUCCCAAUUAGAUUGGGUGCCUUUCUCUGUAAAUUGUCAGACGGAUUGCUUCUGUAGACGUAUGAAUUCAUUCUGCUACUAUCAUCAUGAGUUUCAUCAUCAAUAAAGAUUAGUGAGCCCAUUCCAGAAGCAGCCAUGUAAGCCCAAGCCAUGACACUACCUUCACCAUGUUUCACAGAUGUGCUCGUAUGUUUUGGAUCAUGAGCAGAUCCUUUCUGUCUCCAUACUUCCCAUCACUUUGGUAGAGGUUAAUCUUGGUUCCAGAACUUUUGUGGCUCAUCUCUGUAUUUCUUUGUGAAUUCCAAUCUGGCCUUCACAUUCAUACUGUUGAUUUAAAGGUUUAUAUCUUGUGGUAUGGCCUCUAUAAUUCUGCUCUCGAAGUCUGCAAACAGUGGAUUGUAAUACCUUCACCCCUGCCCUGUGAAGGUUGCUGAUGAUGUCACUGACCGUUGUUUUUGGGGUUUUCUUCACAGCUCUCAGUGUUCGUCAUCAACUGCUGUCGUGUUUCUUGGCCAACUUAUUCAAUGUCUGGUAAAUCAGAUUUUAACACCGAUUUAUUGUAUAGACUGUCCUCUGCAAAAUCCGUGUUUUUUCAUGUUAUACCUAGUUUCUAUGAACAGAUGGGUGAAAUUAUUAUUAAGUCUGACCAUUUUGAACCAAAUGUUAUAGUUUCAUCUGAUUACACAAUUUUAGACUCCUUUCUUUGGCACAUCUGUGUACAAAAAUAAAAUUUACAUUAUACUCAUCAA